Mugil cephalus (flathead mullet) is the source of this 2229-nucleotide messenger RNA. RefSeq names its product heterogeneous nuclear ribonucleoprotein L-like. Bases 81 to 1673 code for a protein of 530 amino acids. Gene Ontology annotation, cellular component: nucleus. Gene Ontology annotation, biological process: mRNA processing; regulation of RNA splicing. Lineage: Eukaryota; Metazoa; Chordata; Actinopteri; Mugiliformes; Mugilidae. The record is from RefSeq and is a predicted model, not a curated record. The transcript is spliced from 14 exons. Gene Ontology annotation, molecular function: mRNA binding.
AGCCUCGUCUUUCUUGACUUUUCCGUCCAUUUCGGUUGAUCGUCACUCGCGCUACCUUCAUCCUUUUUAACCAGGACAACAUGGCUACCACAGCGAGCCGUUACUACAGCGAGGACGGCCGGGCAACCAAAAGACAGAAAACCGACGGGAUGGCCACGGGAUACGAAGAUCCACACAAGACGCUUCCGUCCGUCGUGGUGCACGUCCGGGGGCUGGUGGACGGCGUGACGGAGGCCGACCUCGUGGAGGCCCUGCAGGAAUUUGGAGCAAUCAGCUAUGUAGUGGUGAUGCCCAAGAAGCGGCAGGCGCUGGUGGAGUACGAAGACAUGAACGGAUCAUCUACAGCCGUAACCUACGCUGCUGACAACCAAGUAUACAUCGCCGGCCACCCAGCCUUCAUCAACUACUCCACCAGCCAGAAGAUCUCCAGGCCGGGCGACUCCGACGACUCCAGAAGUGUUAACAACGUUCUUCUGCUCACCAUCAUGAACCCCAUCUACCCCAUCACCACGGAUGUCCUCUACACUAUCUGCAACAACUGCGGGCCUGUCCAGAGAAUUGUCAUCUUCAGGAAGAACGGCGUCCAGGCAAUGGUUGAAUUUGACUCGGUGCAAAGUGCCCAGAGAGCGAAGGCGUCGCUGAACGGAGCAGACAUCUACUCGGGCUGCUGUACCCUGAAGAUCGAGUACGCAAAGCCCACUCGUCUGAACGUGUUCAAGAACGACCAGGACACCUGGGACUACACGAACCCCAACCUUGGAGGCCCAGAUGGUGAUGCAGAUGGAAAUGGGAGCAAUUCAGAAGACGUGAACGCCAACCCCAACAAGCGGCAGAGGCAGCCUGCUCUGCUGGGCGACCACCCUCCAGAGUACGGAGGCGGUUACCACGGCUACGACGAGAGCUACGGCUCCCCGCCCUACGAGGGUCGCCGCAUGGGUCCGCCCAUGAGAGGGCGCGGAGGGAGGAGCUACGGGCCCGGCUACGGACCCCCGCCCCCUCCCCCCGGCGAGUACGGGGCCCACGCCGACUCCCCCGUCGUCAUGGUUUACGGGCUGGAGCCUCUGAAGAUGAACGCCGACCGCGUCUUCAACAUCUUCUGUCUGUACGGCAACGUAGAGCGGGUGAAGUUCAUGAAGAGUAAACCCGGGGCAGCCAUGGUGGAGAUGGGAGACUGUUACGCAGUGGACCGCGCCAUCACUCACCUCAACAACAACUUCUUGUUUGGACAGAAACUCAACGUGUGCGUGUCCAAGCAGCAGGCCAUCGUCCCGGGUCAGUGCUACGAGCUGGACGACGGCACCAGCAGCUUCAAGGACUUCCACGGCUCCAGGAACAACCGGUUCACGUCGCCGGAGCAGGCGGCCAAGAACCGCAUCCAGCACCCGAGCAGCGUGCUGCACUUCUUCAACGCUCAGCCAGACGUCACGCCGGAGGUUUUCUCUCAGAUUUGUGAAGAGAUCGGUGUCAAGUCUCCCGUUAACGUCAAAAUGUUUACAGGAAAAAGUGGCGCUGCACCCAGCGAUCGCAGUGCCUCAGGUCUGCUAGAGUGGGAGUCCAUCAACGACGCCAUGGAGGCGCUGGCCAUGAUGAAUCACUACCAAAUGAAAAACGCAACCGGGCCGUACCCCUACACUCUCAAACUCUGCUUCUCCACCGUUCAACACGCCAACUGAGCGCAGCGUGGAGGUCAGGGAGACGAAGAAUCGGUCCGCCAUUCCCAUGUUCUCAUGUACUUAGACCAUGACUGCUCACAACUCGCCUGGGGGCAAAAGUCUCGAUUAAACUUGAUCUCCACGAGGAGAGACUCCUCGUAUUUGAUACAUUUAGCAGCUUCAACAAAAAGGCCAACGGGCGUUAAAAGUUUUGAUAUUUAUCCCCCAGAUGUGGUUUAGAGUUCCUGUUCCUGCGUGUCUUCAAUAUUAAGUUGUCCUUUUUACUUUUUUUGUAUUAUGCUUAAAUAGAAACCUGACAUAGUGUAUUUGAAAGAGCUGGUUUUAUGAUCAGGUGGUUCAGUGGCAGUGGACAACAUGGUUUUGUAAAAGUUGUCUUUUGAAACUUUUAUUAUAUAUAUAUAUCACUUUUGUUUGUUUUUUUGUUUUUUUUGGUUAUUUUAAUUGCUGCCUAUUCAGUUCUGCAUCUCUGUGUUAGAUAUGCAGAUAGAGAAUUGUUUUUGUUCUAAGAAAAUAAAAAAAAAACUUCAAAUAAAAGUUUUGUUUGUUGCAGUUAUUC